Molecule: messenger RNA, 2510 nt
Organism: Pseudophryne corroboree (corroboree frog)
Lineage: Eukaryota; Metazoa; Chordata; Amphibia; Anura; Myobatrachidae
Gene: M1AP
Product: meiosis 1 associated protein
Exons: 11
Coding region: 68-1732 (554 amino acids)
Biological process (GO): meiosis I; spermatogenesis; male meiosis chromosome separation
Source: RefSeq, a predicted model, not a curated record
UUAUGACAAUGUGUUGUCAGUGAUUGGAUGAGAAGAAUGUCUGUCAUAAAUCCCGGGAAAUGAUUGGAUGCGGGACUCACCUGUUACGCAAGUUAUAACAACACAUGAAAAAGGCGGUCUUUCCCCAGGGGCUGAUGGGAAAAUAGAGGCGUGGUUUCAGAUGACACGUGUCCGGCUGCUGCGUUUUAAUCUGCAUGAGAACGCUGGCUCCCCGGUCUCUCCCCUGCUGAACACUUCACAGGCUGGAAAAAGAAGGAGGGGGGCACAUUGGAUGGCUGCCAGUCACGUUAGGGAGAGCCGCUGUACCUACCCUCGUGUACUGUUGUUAGAUGUCUGCCUCCCAGGCUGGUCUGCAGUGAGGACAGAGUUGUGUGAGGCUCUCGGUAACUCUUUUACUCUUAGUGCGGUAACCGCCCGACCUGGAGAGCUGCUGAGCAUCUACACUGUGCGGGAGAGACAUCAGUGCCUGCUUCCCCUGCUGGAAGUCAGAGGUAAUUUAGUCCGCCUUCAGCGAUGCCUGUCAGAGUUGCGCUCGCUGCCUGUGGAAGGGCUCGGGUCUGUGAGGAGCAGGACGCUGUCUUUAGCCAUCCUGGAUGCCCUGCAGCAGAACAAGCAGCUGAUGCAGCACAACUCUUCUGGAACCGGUGUACAAAGCUGCUUUGUGGAGGUGACCGUUAUGUCCACCCGCCUGGGACAUGAGAUUGCCUUCGAGCUUGAUGACGGUCUGCAGGAAGCUGAUCUGACCACGCUACGGAGAUUGCUGGUUCAUCAUAUUUCAUGUGACGUGGAGGACACUGGUAGCCCCAUCACCUCACCGGAGCCAGAUCCGGAUCAGUGUUCCCAUGUUUGCCACAUUGAGUUCUCUUCCACUUCGGGGGAUGUUCUAAGCUUGGAGAGCUUCUUCAAGUCAUGGCUGCUUAGAAGAAAUGGUGAGCGAGAAGAAGUCCACCUGAUACUUCCAGAAGAGGGGUCGGAGCUGCGAGUGAUCUGCGAUGUGCAUCGGCCACUGCUGGACCCUGGACUUCUCUUUACUCCGGGAGAUCAGACUUGCGCUACCCGUCCUGUUCACACCCCAAAUGUUGGCGUUGCCCAGUCCCUCAGAGUCAUCAGGGCUCUGUCUUCACAAGGAGUAUGCGGAUCCAUGUUAUAUGGACUCCCUUCUAUUCUCACACCCACUGCAUGCUGGGAGCUAGAUUGGGAUCAGCUGGAAGCCAACCAGGAGAAUUUCCAUGCACUGUGCCACUGCUUGCAGUCCCAGGAGUUAUGUCUUCUUGCCUGCUCUACUGUACGCAGUUUCUCUUGGGCCCCUCCUGUCCUUUCACAUGUCAUAAUAUCACCAUCUGAUUCCACCGCUCUACUCCUGCGUCCAGUGGCUGUGAGAGAAAUGGUCCUUCUGAUGCCUCUGACACUUAGCCAUCAAGUGACAGACAAAGCUCUUCAUCGAGCACAGGACGCCCUCCGCUGCCUCGCUGUGGAUUCCGUGUAUAACCCGCUGCAGGUGACAUGUAAUCUGUACAGACAUCUCCAGGUUACCCUCAGCCGAUCCCCGGUUCCUGGCCGUCACACAUCUAUAUUACCAGGGCACAGCCGGCAGGUUCCUUCCGGCCGUGGGAAAGCACGGGCCACUAUCGCCCCAUUACCCCUGGUAACCCCAAUUCUUCGCAAGCGGAGCCCUGUUACAGAUGAUAGUGGACCAAGCAAGAUGAGAUUUCUGCGGUGUGAUGAAGAAUAAACCAGAUUUAGUCACUUUCCAGAUUUAUUGAGAUUUAGCAGUUUCCAAGUAUUUUUAUGUCAAAAUCCAUCUUGUUUAGUAGAGUUUCCUCACAUCAUUGUGCCAUCUUACGCCGUGCCAGAGACAUACAGUGCCAUCUCACGCUGUGCCAGAGACAUACAGUGCCAUCUCACGCUGUGCCAGAGACAUACAGUGCCAUCUCACACUGUGCCAGAGACAUACAGUGCCAUCUCACGCUGUGCCAGAGACAUACAGUGCCAUCUCACGCUGUGCCAGAGACAUACAGUGCCAUCUCACGCUGUGCCAGAGACAUAACUGUACCAUCUGAUAUCUGCUGGAGACAUAUAGUGCUAGAGACAUAUAGUGCCCUCUCACGCUGUGCCAGAGACAUACAGUGCCAUCUCACGCUGUGCCAGAGACAUAACUGUACCAUCUGAUAUCUGCUGGAGACAUAUAGUGCUAGAGACAUAUAGUGCCAUCUGAUAUGUGCCAGGGAUUGUAUUUAUGUUAUCUGUAGUUGUUAAGGUUCCCAGAAGAUGAUUACAGGACUGCCCCAGCACUGACGCCACGGUCCUCCUAUCUCGUAUUUCCAGUAUUAUUGCAGCACUGUUCCAUUAUAUCUUUAGCUCGGUUACUGUUUUGUUUUUAAAGACUUGCAGCUACUCUGUUGUAUUUCUUACUAUAAUAUUCUAAAUACAAUUUUAGUACAAUCUGUUUUUUAUUAGUUCAAGGAAAAGCACAUAAACAAUUGAGGCCGUCAAGGCCAUAAACAGAUAAA